AUGAAGAUAUCAGGUGCACUUGUUGCGUCCUGUGCAAUUGCAGUCGUAAGAGGUCAAAUAGCCGGGUACGGACAGUGUGGAGGACAGAAUUGGACGGGAGCAACGAGUUGUGUAUCAGGAUUUACUUGCAUUUAUCAAAAUGCCUAUUUCUCUCAAUGUGUACCAGGAUCAGUAUCUAUAACUCUGUCAACAAGCACGAAGACAUCCUCUACAUCAACGACCAAGCCAGGCACUACUUCCACUACAAGCACGACCACCGCGCCUGCGAGCACCGCUACAAGCAUUACUAGCUACGCCAAAACUGCAGGGACUGUAUUCCAAAUUAAUGGGAAGAAAACGUACUUUGCAGGAACGAACUGUUAUUGGUGUGGUUUCUUGACCAACAAUGCAGAUGUUGACUUGGUCAUGACCCAUCUUGCUGCUUCUGGACUCAAAGUUCUUCGAGUUUGGGGUUUCAAUGAUGUCACCUCAGCACAAGGUUCCGGUUCCGUUUGGUAUCAAUCUUUCGUAUCGGGCUCAUCGCCAGUAAUCAACACCGGUACCAAUGGUCUUCAAAGACUUGACUACGUAGUCCAAUCGGCUCAAGCUCAUGGGAUUAGUCUUAUCAUCAAUUUUGUCAACAACUGGAAUGAUUACGGAGGAAUGCAAGCAUAUGCCACAUACUACGGCAUUUCCUUGACAGAUUGGUACACAAACGCAGCAGCUCAAGCUCAAUACAAAGCAUAUAUUGCUGCAGUGGUAGCUCGCUACAAGACGAACACCGCAGUUUUCGCUUGGGAACUUGCUAAUGAACCUAGAUGUACUGGAUGCGCUACAUCAGUGAUCACAAAUUGGGCAAUCAGCAUAUCGCAGUAUAUCAAAUCUCUCGACCCCAACCACAUGGUCACAGUCGGAGACGAAGGAUUCGGUCUCACCGUAGCAAAUGAUACUUCCUACCCUUUCACUUCCGGUCCCGGAACAUGGUUCACCGACCUCCUUGCCAUUCCCACCAUUGAUUUCGCUACUAUCCAUCUAUACCCUGGUUCGUGGGGCGAGGUUGAUUCUUGGGGAUCUUCUUGGAUCUCCAGCCAUGCUAAUGUCACUGCCGCUGCUGGUAAACCACUCGUUUUGGAAGAAUAUGGUGCUACGACUCAUCUCAAUGAACGACCGUGGCAAGGAACUGUUCUUAGUACUGCGACUGCUGGAAGUAUGUAUUGGCAAUAUGGUGAUACGCUUUCGACGGGACUGACUUCGGAUGACGGUAAUACGAUUUAUUAUGGAACGGCGGAAUAUACAACAUUGGUCACCAACCAUGCUGCUGCUCUGAACGCAAAAGUUGUUACCUGA
Messenger RNA from Sclerotinia borealis F-4128, 1326 nucleotides. NCBI's taxonomy places the organism in Eukaryota, Fungi, Ascomycota, Leotiomycetes, Helotiales, Sclerotiniaceae. The record is from the annotation of a GenBank genome assembly.